AUGCAUCUGAUGUACACCCUCGACGCCCAAGGCAACCGCCUUUACACCUUGAAGAAGGUCGCUCAGGGCCAGGUCACCAAGUCUGCCCACCCUGCCCGUUUCUCUCCCGACGACAAGUGGUCGCGCCAGCGCGUUACUCUCAAGCGCAGAUUCGAGCUUCUCUUGACUCAGCAGAAGGAGGAAUAA
Messenger RNA from Fusarium pseudograminearum CS3096, 186 nucleotides. RefSeq lists its product as uncharacterized. Gene Ontology annotation, cellular component: box H/ACA telomerase RNP complex; box H/ACA snoRNP complex. Lineage: Eukaryota; Fungi; Ascomycota; Sordariomycetes; Hypocreales; Nectriaceae. Gene Ontology annotation, molecular function: telomerase RNA binding; box H/ACA snoRNA binding. The record is from RefSeq and is a predicted model, not a curated record. The coding region runs from base 1 to 186 and encodes 61 amino acids. The transcript is spliced from 2 exons. Gene Ontology annotation, biological process: rRNA pseudouridine synthesis; ribosome biogenesis; snRNA pseudouridine synthesis.